CAGAAACAGAAACUGAACGAAUGUCUACCAAACCUACUAGAACUAGUGCAGUUGAAUAGCUGGACUACCACUCAUCGGACAUUAAGGAAUACCUAGAACCGUACCGGAACAAUGAAAAUCUAAUGCGACGAAACCGGUUGGCUUAUACAACUUCGUGACAAAUAUAUUGGAGAUAGGAAUACGUCAGAUACUGCAGCCUUAUUUGAUCUCAAGGUCGCGGGAUGACCGCAGUCAAACACGUGAUACUAUAUUUUUUAUUCUCUGUUGUCUCAUUAGGACUCUCGAGUGACCUAAAAUCCGUCACUCUAAAUGAUAUUUUAAACAUUGAUCUUUCCGAAUAUACAGAAGGGUCAAAUGCUGCACUUUUAUUCAUAAGUAAUACAGGCUGUUAAUUCGAUAACAUUCUUCAUCCAGUUCCUGAAAACUGUCAUAACUGCCAUAUGCACAGAAAACUCCUUAAUGACAUUUCCUCCGAUAUUCUAUACAGUGGUGAUAUUUUUCAUCUCAACGAUAUGACUGUCCCUUGGGUUAAUAUGCUUUCCGCUCCAGCUAUACUGUUUUUAAACAAUGAGAGGAAAAUCCCCUAUUCUGGUCUACUUCAUCGCACUCAUCUUAUUACCGCUAUGCAUCAGUUUACUACAGGAGUGCAGUCAGCUCGAUUAGAUGAUGCUAAUUUUGAACACGAUACUCAAGCCUCUACUGGUUCAACAACAGGCAACUGGCUUGUUAUUUUUGAUGAGAUCACACCAGACACCUUACAGAUCUACGAUGGAUUGUCGUUGACUCUACGAGCAAAACACGUAAAUAUAGGCAUUCUUGAUCCGAAACAGUCGACGCGUACAGCAAAACGUUUCAAUAUCAGCAUACCAUCGGAUUCUGCUCAGAAUAAUCCUCUGAUUUCAGCAAUCUUAUUAAAACAAUCCACCAUGUAUCAAUAUUCAAAAAAUCUACAUCGAAUGGAUUAUGAGCAAAUUUUUCAAUUCGCACUUACUGACUAUCCAAAUCAUAUUAAAGGUUCAAUUCCACGUCCACGUAUGAUAUUUGAUGAAAUGGUCGAUGCUCUUGUCGGAUUUACUGUGGACCUACAAAACGAAUUCGGCAAGCCUCUCGUACUAUUGCUUGGAGUUAUUGCCUUGUUCACUGUUAUGAUUUUUGUUGGUUUAAUACUAGUAGUAGGGUUUUGGUUCGCAGGAUCUUUUGAAAAUGAUGAUGAAAAAGAGCAUGUACCGUUGACAACAUCGCCUCAUCAAACUGGUGAUGACAAAAGAUCAGAAUCAGUUAAGAAAACGAAAAAUGAAUGAUAAAAUGUGCUUACUAUUUCUUUUCAUAUACACUUAAUCUGAAAAAUUUCUUGUUGGACAUUUUUACACUUAUGCAAUUUUUAAAGAAAUCCUUAUCAAAAUUUGUCUCGUGUAUUUCCUAUGCUUUACUUUUUUGUCAAGAUUGAUUGAAAUUCUAUUUGUACUUUUUAUUUGCUGUUGAAUAUAGUCAUUCCUGUAAGAACAUAUCUG
Molecule: messenger RNA, 1511 nt
Organism: Schistosoma rodhaini
Lineage: Eukaryota; Metazoa; Platyhelminthes; Trematoda; Strigeidida; Schistosomatidae
Source: the annotation of a GenBank genome assembly